GACAGGCCACGCGCUAACACAGCCUUCCAGCUCGCGCGGGGCUUCCUGCCUGUGUCUUGUCUCCCUCCGGACUGUACCUGCGUCGGUAAGAGGAGACGUUCACGCCCAGAGUGGAGGAGAAAACAGCUGUGAAAAGAAAGAGAAAAAAAAAGGAAAGAGGAGAGGGGCUCUGGGGCACACCUGAGGAGCGGAGCGAGUCAAACAUUAAUCCGCGGAGACUCCAGCAGCAGCAGCAGCAGCAGCAGCACGAGACUCCAGCAGCAGCAGCACGAGCUGCGCCUCAAACUUCAGCCUGCAGUCAUGCUCAAAAAGGUGGUGACAGAGUUCCACCAAAGCUUGAUGGACAACGUGAAAGUCUCCAGAAAGAAGCUCCUCCUGCUCUUUGUGUUUUCCCUCGUCCUCGUAGCCAUCUUCAGCGUUCAGUUCUCCGACUUCUCCAUGCAAAACUACAUCCCCAGACAUGAGUGGCCAUCUGUCACCUGCCCCUUCCUGGUCUCCCAGCAGACCAUCACUCCCAUUGACGACACCAGGCAUCUGCUGGUUUCUGGCUACAUGGAUCAGAGAGUGAAAGGUCUGGACGUUCGAAUCAUCAGCUUAUUCAACAAAAACGCCAAGCAGCCGCUGUACUGCCUCUUCUGCUGCGCCGGCUCAUUAAGUACAUCGACUCCAGCGUCCGUUUUCCCGCAUCCAGAAAAUUUUGGAUUUGCCUACGUCACAACAGAUGUCAUGUGUCAGAUUCCCCAAGACUGCAAUGCCACUCAUGUCACAGUUUUGACCGAGCCAUUCACGCAGGACCCGACCAAGCUGUCGAACCACACGUGGCUUCCUUUAAGGAAUCGGAAUAAGCACUUAUCAGACCAAGAAAAGCUGAAGUUUAACUUCACCGUUUGUAUCUCCAACCUUUUCGGUGACUAUGACAAUGUGCUUCAGUUUGUCCAGACCCUCGAGAUGUACAGGUUGCUGGGAGUAGACAGAGUGGUCAUCUAUAACACCAGCUGUGGCCAAAACCUUGACCGCGUGCUGCAGAUUUACAGCCAGGAGGGCUUUUUGGAAGUUGUCCCCUGGCCCAUCGACAAGUAUCUGAAUCCGUCCCCCGGGUGGCUUUUCUCCAUAUCUGGAGGGGACAUACACUACUUUGGCCAGAUGACGACUCUAAACGAGUGCAUUUAUAGAAGUAUGGAGCGCUCUCGCUACGUCCUGCUAAACGACAUGGAUGAAAUCAUAAUGCCGUACCAGCAUAACAACCUGAUGUCUCUGAUGGACGCUCUCCAAAAGCAGCAUCCAGAGGCUGGGGUCUUCCUCAUCGAGAACCACAUCUUUCCCAAGACAAUAUUUGAGCCAAGCCGGAGGUUUCACCUGCCUCAGUGGGAAGGAGUUCCAGGAGUGAACAUCCUGGAGCACAUUCACAAGGAGGAACCGAACAGAAAAAUUUACCAUCCGCACAAAAUGAUCAUUCAGCCAAGGAUGGUGGAGCAGACUUCAGUGCACGAAGUCCUCAAGGCUUUCGGCAAUAAAGUCAAGGUUCCACUCGACGUUUGUCGGAUCAUUCACGUCCGUUACUCUAUUCGGGAACCCAGCUACAAGGACUUUCGUAUGGACAAGCGACUGUGGGACUUCCAGGAACUGCUGAUUCCCCGUGUUGACGAGGUGUUGAAGAAAGUGGGUCUGCUGAAUGAGACAGUUAGAGCUGAGGAGUGAGAUCUGCACCAGGAUGGACACGACAACAAGUUGAGCCAGGCAAACAUUCUGUCCUCUGCAGUGUCCGAGGAGUGUUGGACAUCUGUCGCUGUCUUAUUUAAUGGUAUCAGAAUUGCACAAGGGUUAUGAUGAUUAGCACUUUUUUCAUAAGGUCCAGAUUGGCUUCGAUGGCCUUUCUGUGCAGGGAUUGCAUGUUUUCUUUGUGUGUGCAUGGAUUUUCUAGAGCAGGGGUCCUCAAAUACAAAUCUUGGCGGUCCACAUUUGUUUUUUUACUUACAUGCAUGGGUCCGGGCUUCAGCGCCCUGUGGGAACGGCGGGGCGGGGUGGGGGGGCAGCGAUACUGAGGGAUGCCGGGCAGUGCCGGGCAGUGCCGAGCAGUGCGGUGCGACGGAGCGCGCCGCA
Salarias fasciatus (jewelled blenny) is the source of this 2100-nucleotide messenger RNA. RefSeq lists its product as uncharacterized. Gene Ontology annotation, molecular function: glycosyltransferase activity. Lineage: Eukaryota; Metazoa; Chordata; Actinopteri; Blenniiformes; Blenniidae. Bases 301 to 1698 code for a protein of 465 amino acids. The transcript is spliced from 5 exons. The record is from RefSeq and is a predicted model, not a curated record. Gene Ontology annotation, cellular component: cytoplasm.